Molecule: messenger RNA, 978 nt
Organism: Cladocopium goreaui
Lineage: Eukaryota; Dinophyceae; Suessiales; Symbiodiniaceae
Source: the annotation of a GenBank genome assembly
AUGUCGCCGGAGAAGAUGAUUGAAGCCACUGGUGAGCAACCAAGUGAGGGUGCUUAUCCAGACAGUUCCCCCAUUGAUGCUGUCCUGACUGCCACACAGUUGGGUGGAGAAGAUGUGGUUGAAAGUUCAUCGGACGGUCAAAGCACAGGUUCAGAGAGUGAAGCAGGGGAAGAUGAGAUUGACACCAAGUCGAACAAGUCCCGUGAUGGAGGUGAUGACACGACUGGUGGAGAUGGAAGCCCGAAAGAGGUGAAGAUGGCACAGAAGAACGGCACAUUGGAUACUCUGAGCCUUCAGUACUUGAGGAACUUGAGAACGAAUUGUGACCGUCGCGCCUCUUACUUUCACAAGAUGGGUGUUGAGGUGGGCUAUGCGCUUCGCAAAGUUGAGAGGUUUGAGAAGAAUGAAGCCAAAAAGGCACAGGAUGCGUUGGUAAAGUCGGAGGCAAUGCCUUCGGCUUUGAGAGACCUGUUGUAUGCCCUCUACCCCGGCGUCUUCACAAAGAAAAUGUUGAAGCGCCUUCGCUGGAUGAGUGGUGACAGUGAUUUGUCGGAGCGACCACGCAGAGAACUGGGAAAUGGAAAGACAUGCAACACUGGCUGGAAACUUCAAGACGGAGCAUCGGUCAAGUUGAUGGAGCGUGGUUUGGGAGGUGCAGGUGCGUCCAAACGUUCCCGUUCGUCAGGAGUGGAUGUCAAGUCCAAGGAGAUUGCGAUGAAGGAGGUUGCCAACGAGAUCGACCAAGCCUGCCUUCGCUUCAAUGCUAUGGGUUUUUCCACGGACAGUAUCAAACAGAUUGUGGAGAUGGGCUUGAAGAUGAAGAACGCCACGAGCACUAGCACCAAUCCAGAUGAUGCUUUGUUCAAUGUAGUCAGCCAGUUGUCUGACAAUGUGAUUAUGAAGCUUCAGGCACACGUCUGUGGCAUCUUCCACCAAGCCCUACGAGCGAGUGAAAAAGGCAUCGGAGAUUAUCUUUGA